CAAGCCCCCUUCCUCCCACCCACCCUCUCUUAUUCUCCUGUUCAUGCCAUAUUAUGUGCAGAGGAGCACAGAGAACACAACCCGUGCAUUUCACACGGACAUCCAGAGAAGAAGAGAGACUAGUACAGAGAUGCUACAGUAAACUGAUAAAUUAUAAACAGCCCAGCGUCUUCCUGACUGCAUUUACAGUUCAGAUUUACGCGAGAAAAAAAAAGUUGGCAGAGAGACCCUGCCCUGCCGCGCGACCUUUUUUCGUCUGCUUUUGAAAGUGGAAAGGCACCAAAGCCAUGCUACAGAGAAAGUAAGUUUCCUUUUUGUAUUUUUAAGAUAAUAAACUCCCAAAUGAGCUGAAGUUAUGGCAGCACUAAGGCGUAAAUUUGGAGAGGACUACCAGGUGGUGAACAGAGGCGCGACUUUUCCGAGCGUGCAGGUCAAGAAGAAGCGCCAGCGCUUCGUGGACAAGAACGGACGCUGCAAUGUACAGCACGGGAAUCUCGGCGGAGAGACCAGCCGCUAUUUAUCUGACCUGUUCACUACGCUGGUGGACUUGAAGUGGCGCUGGAACCUUCUCAUUUUCAUCCUCACCUACACCAUCGCCUGGCUGGUCAUGGCCUCAAUGUGGUGGAUAAUCGCGUAUAUAAGAGGGGACUUGAAUCAUGGCCAUGACGCUUCAUACACUCCGUGCGUCGCCAAUGUUUACAACUUCCCGUCGGCGUUCCUCUUUUUCAUUGAAACCGAGGCGACCAUUGGCUACGGUUACCGCUAUAUAACUGAGAAGUGCCCCGAGGGCAUCAUCCUGUUUCUGUUCCAGUCUCUGCUGGGCUCCAUAGUAGACGCGUUUCUCAUCGGCUGUAUGUUCAUUAAGAUGUCCCAGCCGAAGAAGCGCGCGGAGACGCUCAUGUUCAGUCAGGACGCGGUGAUCUCACAACGAGACGGAAAACUCUGCUUAAUGUUCCGCGUGGGCAAUCUGAGGAACAGCCAUAUGGUGUCCGCGCAAAUCAGGUGUAAACUCAUAAAGUCUCGUCAGACCCCGGAGGGCGAGUUCCUGCCGUUGGAUCAGUGUGAACUGGAUGUGGGCUUUGGAACAGGCGCUGACCAACUCUUCCUAGUCUCUCCCCUCACCAUCUGCCACGAAAUCAAUCCCAAGAGCCCUUUUUUCGACCUGUCCCAACGCUCGCUCAUGAAUGAGCAGUUUGAAAUCGUCGUCAUCUUGGAGGGCAUUGUGGAGACAACGGGUAUGACAUGUCAAGCUCGUACCUCGUAUACAGAAGAUGAGGUGUUGUGGGGUCACCGCUUCCUUCCUGUUAUGUCUCUGGAAGAGGGCUUCUUUCGGGUGGACUACUCCCAGUUUCACAGCACCUUUGAGGUUCCCACGCCACCCUACAGCGUGAAAGAAUACGAGGAGAAAUCCUCACUCCCCUCCCCACUGGUCACGCCGCACAGGGAGCGAGUGUUUUCCAUGGACUGCCUGGAAGUAGGUGAGGAUGGGGCCCAUUCCGGAAGCGCUUCUUGCAAGCUGCCAAGCAAACUCCAGAAAAUGAGCUCGUCUGGUAGAGAAGAUCUGCAGAGGAAGGUGCUACGCUUGAGUUCGCAGCCAUCCGAAAAGGCUUCAAGCACGGGAGACCUUCCUCUUAAACUACAGCGCCUCGGCUCCAGUCCAGGGCAGGUUGAUGGAGAGGCACGAUUCCACCUCAAAGCCCUCAAGGUGGGUUUCCAGCCCAUGGCCAUGUCCACGGGGGACCUCCACCAGAGAAGUCUGCCUCCCACCCCAGCAGCCAUCCCCACACACCCCCACGGUCCUCCACACACGCCUGGUGGCCGUCCAGAGGACAACUUGCCUCCCAAAUUAAGGAAGAUGAAUGCAGAUCGCUGACCUAGAAGUGCUUUUAAAACUUUCUCCUAAUCUGAGAGCAGUUUUCCGUGUUUAUGUACAAUGAACACGGACAACUAUGUCCAGAUUAGAGCAAAAUUAUUAUUUUGUUUGGAACUAAAUAAGGACUCCUGUAGAGUAAUGGCAACAUGUCAGAAAUUAACUUUCUGACUGCACACAAUGAAUGAAUAUUUGCAUUGACUUGCACUGCAAAAGUACUAACGUAUUUUUAAUUAGUAUUUUUGACUUCUUUUACAGUAAAGGGUCUAAAAAUCCUUGAAAAACUAAAUAUUUAUUUUAAAAAGUUAAAUGCCUAAAGAUCCUGGAAACAAAAUACACAAGAUAAAAACACUUGAAACAAGAUACAUUUACUUAAAAGAAACACAUAAUAUACUGUAUAUACUAAAAGUUUGGUGUCAGUAAGAUUUCUUGUUUUGUUUUGUUGUUAUAAGAAAUUAAUACUUUUAUUUAGCACUGAUGCAUUAAAUUGAUUAAAAGUGACUAUGAAGACUUUUUUCACAAAAGUAUUCUAUUUCAAAUAAAUGCUGUUCUGGUGAGCUUAUUGAAUCUGAAUCCUUAAAAAAAAAAAAAGUAUUGCGGUAUCCAUUCAAUACCAAUUGUAGUAACAAAUAUUGAGCAGCACAACUUUAUAAUAAUAAUAACUGUUUCUUGAGCAGCAAAUCAGCAUAUUAUAAUGAUUUCUGAAAGAUCAUGUGACACUUAUCACUGAUCAUGUGAGUAAUGGUGCUGAAGAUUCAUCUUUUUCAUAACAGGAAUAAUAUACAUUUCAAACUAAAUUAAAAUAGAAAAAAGUUGUUUUAAAUUGAAAAUUCACAAUAGUACUGUUUUACUGUAUUUUUGUUCAAAUAAACGCACCCUUGGUUAACAAAAAAGCUCCUUUUAAAAACAUAAAAUGUUACUGAUCCCAAACGUUUGGGGGAAAAUACACCUAAAUUAAAGAUACUUUCUUUGAGUAUCUUAUGCAUUGUUGAUUCUCAAAUAAUGUUUGAUCGUUUGAUCGUUUCAAUGAUUUUCUUUAGAUAUUUUAGCUGUAAAAUUAGAAAAGAAAUACUUGUUAAAAAUAGAAUUUUUUGCAGUGUGAGAACUAGGUGGAGGUGCAUAACUAGUAGAAAGCAUGAGAAGUAACAUUUAAUUUGUUUUUGUUGUUUGUCUUUUUCUUUCCUUCUAUCUUUUUUCUUUCUUUCUUUGAGAAAGCACAAAACUCCAACUGGAAGUACUGUGAUUUGAAUUCUUUAGCUGUUUACUGGUUACUAUAUGGUCACCCAGUGUCAGUCACACAUUUAGUAAUAUCACAAAUAUACACAAUUACAAUAUGUGCAUGCCUACUUCUCAUCUCUAGCUGUGUAUCAUACAACUCCUGUUAUCCCUAGUUAAAAUGAAUAAAUUAUAUUCAGCUGCAA
Messenger RNA from Cyprinus carpio (common carp), 3291 nucleotides. Its product is annotated as G protein-activated inward rectifier potassium channel 1-like. NCBI's taxonomy places the organism in Eukaryota, Metazoa, Chordata, Actinopteri, Cypriniformes, Cyprinidae. The record is from RefSeq and is a predicted model, not a curated record. Gene Ontology annotation, molecular function: G-protein activated inward rectifier potassium channel activity. Gene Ontology annotation, biological process: regulation of monoatomic ion transmembrane transport; potassium ion import across plasma membrane. Gene Ontology annotation, cellular component: plasma membrane.